Molecule: messenger RNA, 1059 nt
Organism: Seminavis robusta
Lineage: Eukaryota; Bacillariophyta; Bacillariophyceae; Naviculales; Naviculaceae
Source: the annotation of a GenBank genome assembly
AUGGAAUCCAUGGACAUUGACACGUACAAAGAUGAAGAUGAGGACGAAGAAGAGGCUCAUGAUAUUCGUGACAUGAAGAUUGUACAUCAUGAAGAUCUAUCGAACCAAGACGCCUUGGUCCUUCGGGUCUGCGGGAUCCCGUUUCGCACCGUUGCUUUUGUGUGUCUUUUGCUGGUCAUUGUUCUGGUUUUGCUGUCGCUGGUCACAUUGCAAAUCCAAAAGAAUGAUGCAGUAGACAGCCCAGUCCCUGCUGUUGCUAUUACAAGUGCUCCUGGUCCUGUUCCUGAUGCUACCCCUGCUCCUGCCAAUACUGCUCCUGCCACCCCUGAAACCCCUGAAAGCUCAGUCCCAGCUACCCCUGCUCCCGUUCCUGCUACCCCUGUUCCUGCUCCUGUUACCCCUGCUCCUGCCACCCCCUCAGCUUCCUCCCCAGCUGCAUCUGGCGGACCGUCCGUGGAGAUUUUGGGCACACAGUAUGAGAUUGCCACCACCACGGUCAUUCGUGGAGGCAACACGGGCGAAAGCACUUCCAUUCCUACGUAUAUUGGAUUGCUCACGGCGCUGACAGAACUAAAAUUGAAAAUGUCCAUUCCAACACAGCUGGGAUUGCUCACAUCCAUGCGACGCAUUUUCAUCCAAAGCAACCAGUUCACCGGCACCAUUCCAUCCGAGCUGGGAUUACUGACCGAUUUGUCCGAUUUACACUUGGAAAAUGAUAUUUUGACUGGCAGUAUUCCUUCAGAGAUUGGGUCAUUGAGCAACUUGAAAGCGUUGAGCUUGCAGAACAAUACACUCACAAACAACAUCCCCUCGGAAUUUGGAUGGAUGGCACACAUGAAAAUUAUGAAUCUAUUUGACAACCAGUUAUCCGGCAGUGUCCCGCCUGAGAUGGGACUGAUCAAGUCGUUUGAAUCGUUGGAUUUGCACCACAACAAGCUAUCGGGCGCUGUACCCAGUGAUUUGUGUGACAAUAAUCCACGGCUGGCCCACAUUCGAGUCGAUUGCGAUCCAGCUCCCUUUCCUGUGGAAUGCACUUGCGAAAAAUGUCAAUGUGGGUAA